Molecule: messenger RNA, 471 nt
Organism: Trichomonas vaginalis G3
Lineage: Eukaryota; Parabasalia; Trichomonadida; Trichomonadidae
Product: NHL repeat family
Exons: 1
Coding region: 1-471 (156 amino acids)
Molecular function (GO): protein binding
Source: RefSeq, a predicted model, not a curated record
AUGAUCAGAUUGCCUUCGCAAAUAUCAAACGCUGCUAGAAGUGAUAAUGAACUCGUUGUUGCUUUGAGAGAUAAUUCAAUUAUUUGUUAUGAUACAAGACAACCAACAAAUGAGUACACAGUAAUCAAGCAGCCAUCAGGAGGAAGGCAGAUCAUACGCGUAGGAUAUCACAAAGGCGAUUUAUACUACGCAAGCGAAGGAGGACCAUGCGUUUUCGUUAAAAACGGAAGAGUUAUCGAUGUUUGGUCGAGAGCAAGUGAUAUGAUGUUACAUCCAACGCUAAAUUUAGGUGUUGUCGUUGGAGGAGAAAUCAACUUAGUUGAUUCGAGUGGAAAGAAGAUUGGAGCAAUGUCUGGAAGCCAGAGAGGUUGUAAAUGCUGUUUCGAUGGUGAAAGACCUCUUGCUGCUAUUGGUAAUGUUGAUGGAACUGUUUCAAUCUGGAGAUUACCAAAUAAUAUUAAUUGUUUAUAG